AUGGACCUGAUCGCCGUCGUUACCAAGGAUGACGAACUGUGUGUUUUUCGCCUGAACGGGCAAAAGGUCUUUGGAGGCUCCUUUAAAGGCGACCCCUACCUGGAUGAAGAUGACGGUGGAGGAGAGAUCCGAGGGCUAACGUGGAAAAACAAUGGCCAUCUGCUCGCUGUCGCGUGCGCGGACAACACCGUCCGUAUCAUUAGUUCGUACAGUGGGAAAACAGUCCAUCACUACCAUGCGUACCAGCCAGAAGACGAAUGCAAGCCCGUGAAAGUCACCUGUCUGGGAUGGGGAGUAAAUUUCACAGACAGCAGGGCGGUGCAGCGUCAUCUGCAGGACACCAGCAACCAAAUCACCCUUGACGAGCUGUUGUCGCCAGAAACAAACCCUUCGACAGCUGCCGCCUGGUUCAGGGCAGACCUUCCGCGCGAGCUGGCCCUCCUGGACGUGGAGAACUCUUUACCCAAGCUGAGCACGCUACCAGCGACCGGAAGCGAUUCCCGCGCGUCCAUCGACGCGAUAUUCCAUUCCGCGUCGAAAAGCACCAGUGACGCCGUGGACGUCCUGCUGGUCGGCGCGGACAACGGCACAGUCCAUCUGCGGAUCUUCGAUUGCUUCGAGAUCGGCUCUUUCCAGGUCGGAAGUUCCGUGGGCAGCGCGGAGCAGUGCGCGAUCCUGCGCCAUGCUUCCCACCCGCUGAGCUCGACCCAUGCGUUGCUGGCUUCCACCGCGUCCUCGGGUACUGGUGCGGGCACGUUGUCCUUGCUCACGCUGGACCUGAGGUUCAUUACGCGUUCCGGACGGUAUCUCGCCCUCCUGGCGUAUAAGACCACGCAGCUGCAGAACUUGCUGCGCUAUAUCAGUCAGGUGCAGCGGCAGAUUGAGCUGGAGUGGAAGAACGCGCAGGAGCUGCCGAUGAGGUAUAUGCGUAGUGUCAACCAGGAUCUGGAGGAGAAGUGCCAUUGUGACUUUGUUACGGCAGCGUAUCAUCUCGUCGUGACCGGGGAUUGUUUUGAGCCGCUACGGCAGUUUCUGGUCGAUAUUGUUGGCGAAAGGGGACACAAACGAUGGGAGAAGGCGGUCUCGACGGGGUAUGAGAAUGUGCGUCGCUUGACGCACGAGUGUCUUCUCCCUGCUCUAGAACGAUGCGAGGUGUUGCUCAGUCGACUUAUCGGACUGUCCAAGUUUCAUAAACUGAGCGAAGUACUUGGGCUGGAGACUUCGGGUUUGAAUGCCAUCGUUGAGACGCUGGAUUGUCUUCAUCUCUUGGCCCACAAUAUCCUCAUCUACACGAACGAGGAACUAUCCCAGUUCAACGCGUUCUCUCGAUGGCUUCGCCAUGAGAUCGAUAUGCAGAGCGCCGAACCGAUGUCUCAGACGCUGGAGGAGCUCAUGGACAAGACCGAUUUGGUCGAAUACCCUCAGACACUCAAGUACAUCAGGGGCGCCCUGACCAAGAGCGCUCUGCGGCAUUUCGUACAGCAAUUGCCCAUGAUGGGCCAGCCACGACCACCCCCGGCUGCAUCGGAUAAAUGGGCGCCCACGGGACACGAUCGGUCAUUCUACGACAAGUUUAAGAAGCUCUUGGAGCACCAGGUCCAGAGCUCGAAUGAUGAGAAUACCAACGAGUCACCCAAACUCAAUGAUCUGACCAGGCGAUUGGGGCUCCAGUUCGAAAAGGUGUUUGGUCAGAUUGCGCUGACGCAACGUCGGGGCAUCCUGCAUCGAUCACCGCUUUCUCUCCACGCUGAUUGUGAUACGGAUGUUGCUGAUAUGGCCAUGGAAUACGAGGACGUCAACGGUCAAAGCUCAUGUGUGAUAUAUGUGGCAACCAGAUCCGUCAAGUCACCCCGUUUAGUCUACGUCUACCGCGUGGUCCUAGACUGCGAGAACGGCGUUAGCUCGACACGAAGCACCGCUGUCGGGGCUCUGGAUUUCCAGGAGGGUGAAGUUCGGCAAAUCCAGUUCGUGGCGGAUGAUACGGUGAUGAUUCUCUGGGCCAAUGGGAACAAGGUUUCUCAUCUUCUAAAUUUCAAACUUACACCUACCACUGGGGCUGAGCUGGAUGAGCUGGCCGCAGCCAACGAGCCUACUAUCCCGCUCCUGGUGGAGUUCACAGACAUAGAGUCCAGGCCCGGCGAGACAUCACCUGCGUUGGAGCCGAUGACGGUGGAUGUCUUUUCCUGGGGCCUGGUGAAGCAUGUAUUCCCAGCAUCGGGGGCUAAGGCUCGACCGCUUCGAGUGGACGUCAACGGACGACGUGGACGACGGGCGAUUUGUGUACUGUAUGGAGAUAGUAUGCGGUAUGAGGUGUUGGACCUGGAUGUGGAGCUGGAUGAAGAAGGAGAGGAGGGAGAGGAGUAG
Messenger RNA from Aspergillus terreus NIH2624, 2364 nucleotides. RefSeq names its product putative anaphase-promoting complex component Cut20/Apc4. The record is from RefSeq and is a predicted model, not a curated record. Bases 1 to 2364 code for a protein of 787 amino acids. Gene Ontology annotation, molecular function: protein binding. NCBI's taxonomy places the organism in Eukaryota, Fungi, Ascomycota, Eurotiomycetes, Eurotiales, Aspergillaceae. The transcript has 7 exons. Gene Ontology annotation, biological process: protein K11-linked ubiquitination; positive regulation of mitotic metaphase/anaphase transition; anaphase-promoting complex-dependent catabolic process. Gene Ontology annotation, cellular component: nuclear periphery; anaphase-promoting complex.